CCUGUACCCUCUUUGGAAUGCCAGCACUGUUGUGCGAUUCUGCCAUCGUUUGCUGCUUUCAUUCUCCACAUGAGAGGGCAUUUGAGCGAUCGUGAUGAGAGCAGAUGUCCUCGUUGCCCGCUGUUGUUUAAUGAUGGGCAGGCUCGUCUGGCUCAUAUGAUCUCCCACUUCGAAAUCCGCAAACCUCUGCGCACUUGCACGGAAUGCCGUCUGCCCUUCGCUGACAGCAUGUCUUUAGGACAACAUUUUAUGGAACAACAUCUCAAGUUGCAACAUCUUUGCACAGUGUGUAGAUUAUUGCCCUCUGGAAUUUUAGGACCACAUAUUGAGCCAUUCAAAAGAGGCGACUUCGCUGGAAUGUGGCUCCUAGAGCAGCCGUUCGAUAAAUCGGAUUCUGCGCCUAUCAUGCUACGAAAUGGAACUAUUUUGAGCCCAACCAUUCAAAAAGAGGUAUUGCUUCCCGCGACUACUGGCAUGACAUUGGAAUUCGGAUUCUACACUGUUCAGUUUGUGACGAGAAAUGCUACGGUGAAGAUGCUUUGGACGAGCAUCGUCUGUUUAGCCAUUGCAAGGUGCCUCGCUCGGACACAUGUGCAGCCUGUCAAGCACCACUACGAACAACUGAAGAUUUUGAGAAACACACCCGAAUGCACACCGCCGAUCUGCACAUGCACUGUGCUGUUUGUCGGUGAGGCAAACAAAGCUUCUACCAAAGAAACUAGAAAAUAA
Molecule: messenger RNA, 729 nt
Organism: Strongylus vulgaris
Lineage: Eukaryota; Metazoa; Nematoda; Chromadorea; Rhabditida; Strongylidae
Source: the annotation of a GenBank genome assembly